This is a messenger RNA of Numida meleagris (helmeted guineafowl), 1689 nucleotides long. RefSeq lists its product as uncharacterized. Lineage: Eukaryota; Metazoa; Chordata; Aves; Galliformes; Numididae. Bases 493 to 1206 code for a protein of 237 amino acids. The record is from RefSeq and is a predicted model, not a curated record. The transcript has 7 exons.
GGGAACAGGAUGCUGUGAUGCCACCUCCUGAUAUUGCAGUUGUAUUCCCCUUAGUGGUGGUGGCACUAUGGGUUCCUGAAGUGAUGGUACGUGUGGAGCCACGCACACAGCCCCCAUUGCGGUGCCUCAUGCAGGCUGUCACUGCUUGGGUGUCCCCAGACGGCUGUCAGUGCAUGGCCUUGCACGGUGUCCCACCUACCCCAGACACAGCCAGUGCCUCCACCCAGACAGAGCUGCUGAAGGAAGAAGCAUCUGGGCUGAUCCAGGUCUGCAGGAAGUGUUUGGGCCUUGCUCCUGGAGUGGAGUGAUACGUCACUGGGCCUAAGAUCUUUUGGAGUUCUUCUUUCAACGGUGAUGAAGACAAACCACUCCUCUGGCUGAGAUAGGCGACCCAUCGUGCCACUGUCUGUGCUUGGGCCAUGCCUGUCUUAGGAAGGGACCCAUCAGAGUCACCACAAAUGGGGGAAAUUUGUCACAUGAGGAGGUGACAUCAUGACAUCCUGUCCCCAGGGGGAAAUGAGAUUGCCUCUCCGGCCACUCCCUGUCCCCACUGCAGUUUUGCUGUCCCCAAGCUGCUCCUGCCUCAUGGAAACAAUGGCGCUGGCCCUCAUCCUGGUGCCCCGACCCUCCCUGUCGCUGCACCCCAGCCAGGGGGUGUCCCUGGGGGACACUGUCACCCUGCGCUGCCACCUGCCCCAGCAAGCUGCCUGGGUCCAGCUCUGGUUUAAUGGAACUUUGAGAUCUGACAAGGGAAAAGACGAGGAGCAGGAUGCAGUGGAGUUCUUCUUGGUUGUCACAAACCUGGAAGACGCGGGGACAUAUCAGUGUCGCUACCAGGUGUCAGAGCCACUGUGGACAUCGAAUAUGAGUGACCCCGUGGAACUGGUGGUGAUUGGUGCCAAGGGGCCAUCCCAUGUGAACCUGGUGGUGGCGGUGGUGAGGGGCUGUGUUGCUGUCUUCGUCUUCUGCCUGGGCCUCUACUUCGUGCUCGAUGCCCGCAGCCUCUGGACACAGAGAGAUGAGAGCCCUGGUGUCCCCCCAGGAAUGACUGAGGCCGUGCAGAUCCAGGUGCCCUCCAGUGACAGCGAGGAUCUGACCUACGCCGAGAUGCAAGCUGCCACCCCGUGCUCUCAGCCCUCCACUUCCCCCACUGCCCCUCAGUCCCCCGUUAUCUACACCAAAGUGAGCACUGGGUUACCGUGCUGAUGGACUCCCCAGCUGCCUCAUUUAUGGGGUGCACUGAAGGGGACAGACCCUAAAUUCCCUGCUUGGGACUUCCUGGUGUUCUGUUCUAACCCCAGACCAGAUAACCUCCCCAAAUCUAACAAUCCCAUUUCUCACCAGUGCACCCCAAAUGCUUCCCAGUCACACCAAAUCCCUAAACGCUCAUCUCUUACCCCAAAAUCCUUCUCUAUCCCCUCAAAUCUCUUAACACCACCCCCUGAGACCUCCAAAUCCUCUCCAGUCCACUCCAAAUCACUACCACCAUUUCUGAGAGAUCUGUCCCAUUCUACCCCGCUCUGGAGAGCCCCCCAAAAUGUCCCUUUCCUUCCUUUGCUUCUCCCACAGAUACCCUAUACGUCCCCUAUAGAUCCUCCCAAAAUUCCCUGCCUCCCAUUCUGUCCUGCUUCUACCAUUGGUCUUUGCGUGGUGAGCAAUUGCUUUGUACAUCAUCUGCUUUGGAAAAAU